This is a messenger RNA of Adineta ricciae, 906 nucleotides long. Lineage: Eukaryota; Metazoa; Rotifera; Eurotatoria; Adinetida; Adinetidae. The record is from the annotation of a GenBank genome assembly.
AUGACUGAGAUCCACUCAUCGAAAAAUAGUCAUGAGAUCUACUGGUGGGAUUUAGACAAAGAAAAAUUUCUCAGUCUCUUAUUUGCAAGUUCUUUUGUAUCACGAACAUGUUUUCAUCCACUUGGACUCAUAAAAGUUCGCUUACAAGCGAGAAAGACUGGUGAUAUUUCUACGCUAGGUAUCAUCAAAGAAGUUUGGCGCAACGAAAGAUUUCCACAAGGUUUCUAUCGAGGUUUUCCUAUUAGUCUUGGCAGCCUUUUCUUUGAACCAAUUUUUACAACAACACUUGAACAAACGAGAGCAAUUCUGAAAAUGACUCAGCCUAAAUCUAUAUCUCAUUCUCAAUGGAAUAUUCUUACUAGUUUAAUAUCAAGUGGUGUUGCUACUUUGAUUUAUCAAACUUUUACAACACCAAUUGAUGUUAUAACACAACGAAUCAUAAUAACACGUGCACGAGAUAGCAUUCAUGUAAAAGAUAUUAUUUCUGAUAUAUAUGGGAAAUCUGGUGAUGGUUUUCGCGGUUUUUAUAAAGGCUAUCUCGUAUCUCUUACAAUGUCUGUUCCAUUUAAUUCAAUCCUUUGGACUUUUUAUUGGAGAAUUCAAUCCAAAUUCGAAGAAAUUAUUCCAUUAAAGUAUAAUUCAUUUAUUUCUCCUCUUUCUGCAACAUUAGCGUCACUUUUAACAUCACUUUUAACUCAACCGAUCGAUGUUAUUAAAACACGUCUUCAGGUAUCACAAAAACGACAAUCAGUUUCAAAAAUAUCACUUCUUUUAUUUCAACAACGUGGUUUCAAAGGAUUUUUCUCAGGAAUUUUACCUCGAACUUGUACAAUUGCUCCAUAUACUGUUAUUAUGAUGUCAGUCUAUGAAAUUAUAAAACGUACAUCUGUACGUGAAGAUUCAUAA